Messenger RNA from Sitophilus oryzae (rice weevil), 1363 nucleotides. RefSeq names its product stomatin-like protein 2, mitochondrial (gene Stoml2). Gene Ontology annotation, cellular component: membrane. The transcript has 8 exons. The record is from RefSeq and is a predicted model, not a curated record. NCBI's taxonomy places the organism in Eukaryota, Metazoa, Arthropoda, Insecta, Coleoptera, Curculionidae. Bases 107 to 1219 code for a protein of 370 amino acids.
GCCGGUGAUAUUUGACAUUUGACAAAACUCCGUAACUUUUUUUUAGGUUAAGUGCAUUUUCAAAAGUCUGAAAAUAAUAUUUGAGAAAAAAAUACAAAUAUAGAUAAUGCUAUCUAGAAAUAUAACUAGGCUUGUUUUCCAGGGAAAACAUGUUUCCAAUACAUGGAAACAGGUAUCUGUUAGAAGGAAAUCUUAUACCCCCUUGAAUACAAUAGUAAUGUUUGUGCCCCAACAAGAGGCAUGGAUUGUUGAACGGAUGGGUAAAUUUCAUAGAAUAUUAGAUCCAGGAUUAAAUAUAUUAGUGCCAAUAGCAGACAAAGUAAAGUAUGUGCAGAGUUUAAAAGAAAUAGCAGUUGAUAUUCCCAAACAAAGUGCUAUUACAUCAGACAAUGUAACUUUAAGUAUUGAUGGUGUAUUGUAUUUAAGAAUAGUCGAUCCAUAUUUAGCUAGUUAUGGGGUUGAAGACCCAGAAUUUGCUAUUACUCAAUUAGCACAGACAACAAUGAGAUCAGAAUUAGGAAAAAUAUCACUAGACAAAGUUUUCAGGGAAAGAGAAAGUCUAAACGUUUCAAUGGUAGAAUCAAUAAACAAGGCUAGUGAUGCAUGGGGUAUGACCUGUUUGAGAUAUGAAAUUAGAGAUAUACGUCUACCACCAAGAGUUCAAGAAGCAAUGCAAAUGCAGGUGGAAGCUGAGAGAAAAAAGAGAGCUGCUGUGUUAGAAUCAGAAGGUGUUAGAGCAGCUGAUAUUAAUGUAGCUGAAGGUAAAAGACAAGCCAGAAUAUUAGCAUCAGAAGCCCAGAAACAGGAGCAAAUAAACAAGGCAGCUGGUGAAGCUGAAGCUAUAAAAGUUGUGGCAUCGGCAAGGGCAAAAGGACUGCAGGUAAUAGCAGAAGCGCUGCAAGGAGAUUUUGGUCAGAAUGCAGCAGCUUUGAGUGUAGCUGAACAAUAUGUUGAGGCCUUUGAUAAACUGGCAAGAACAAAUAAUACUCUUAUUCUGCCAGCAAAUGCCGGAGAUGUUUCUAAUAUUGUGACCCAGGCAUUAUCAGUAUAUUCUGCUGUGACCAAAAAUCAACAAGGACACACCAGAAAAUCACAUUAUAAGAAGAUUCUUCCUUUAAAGCCUCAAGAUAAUCUAGAAGAGUAUUUUAGUGACGAGGAAGAGCUCAAAAAACAUAGAGAAAAACUCGAACUGGAUAAUAAAAUUCUACCUAAAAAGUAAAUUCAUUAAUAAUUUUCGUGUGCCUUGGUCAAACGAAUGUAAGUUCUAAUUUAAUUAUUAAAUUUUUGCAUUUAAACGAAAUAAAUUAUUUAAUUUUAUUAUACGCCUUUUUGCUGUAAAAAUAAAGAUGCAAUCCUUGUUUUA